AUGUUAAAAAGUAUAGUGCUGAGGUGUAAAAAUAACAUAAACGAAAAUAUAAAAUGGAAUAUUAAUGAUGUAGAAUAUAAAAAAUUAAAAUUAAAAUGGAGUGACAAAAAUUUGGCAUUAAGCAUUUUUGACGUAAGUCCAUGUAACAAAAAAAAUGAAGAAAAAUUAGAAAUAAAAAAUAUGAGCAUAAUUAAACAUAUUACAAAAACAAAAUAUGAUUUUGUAGUACUAGGAAUUGGAUAUGUUGAUUAUCACAAAAUAUUAAAAUCAUUUAAUAGAGCUAAUAUAGUUCAAAGAAAAAUGAUUGAUUCUAUUCAUUCAAAUUUAAAAAAAGUUAAUGGUCAGUAUAUUUCAAUUAUUCAACAAUGCCUUCUUUUAAAUAUUCCACACUUUUGCUUAGGUAGGGAUAGAUUAACUGAACUUACAAGCAUUGGUACAGCAAUAUUUAGCAAUCCUAAAGAAGUAUUUUCCUUAUUAUAUUAUUUUAUUAUUAAUAGUGAAGAAAAUACAAAAAGUAAAAAUGGAGUAAUCGAAGAUAAAAAAAAUAAAAAUGAUAUUGAAAACAAUUUGCAAAACAUAUCUCCUAAUUUUUAUAAAGCAUUAAUAGUAGAAAAUGCCUUAUAUUUAACUUAUAAUUUCCAUUCCACAUUGUUAAAAAUAAUAAAAUCUAAAUUUUAUAUCCCAUUUGGUAGUGACGUUAGUAACAAUGCUAAUAAAGAUAAAAAUGUUAAAAAAAAAAAUUUAAAACAAAAAAUAUUUUCCUUCUUUAAUGAAACAGCAUAUGAUGAAAUAAAUAAUUUAAGAAAGCAAAUUAAAAAAACAGAAUUAUAUUCUGAUUUUUAUAUACCCCCACAAAAAAAAGAUAUAAAUAUUUUAAUUAUAUGUGAUAGUGUUUGUGUAGAUUAUUUUUACAAUUUAAUUCAAAAAAAUUUCUCUCUUUGGCAUAAUGUUAGUCCUUUUUAUAAUGAAUUAUUUAGUUUAGAAAAAAAAAAUACGUAUAAAUUUACUUUAUCAUUAUUCCUAUUUAUAAUUGCUCCUGUCGCUUGGGCAAUCACUUUAUUGAUUAAAUACUUAUAUUAUUCAUGGAUAGAAUAUUUUACUAAAGGAAAAGUAAUCACCGUUGGGGGUGAUGCAUUCUUUAAAAAUUCUCAAUUAAUUGAUUUAAAUGAGGAUGAUAUGAUUUCCAAAAAUAAUUAUGAUGAUUUUUUGCAAUCUUUAAAUAAUAAUAAAAUUGAAUUUGAAACUGUAAGUCUUCUAGGUGGCUUAUUACAAUGGUUUAAAAAUAAAAGUAGAAAUUGA
Plasmodium relictum is the source of this 1299-nucleotide messenger RNA. RefSeq names its product conserved Plasmodium protein, unknown function. The record is from RefSeq and is a predicted model, not a curated record. The transcript has a single exon. The coding region runs from base 1 to 1299 and encodes 432 amino acids. Lineage: Eukaryota; Apicomplexa; Aconoidasida; Haemosporida; Plasmodiidae.